This is a messenger RNA of Syzygium oleosum, 1537 nucleotides long. RefSeq lists its product as uncharacterized. Gene Ontology annotation, biological process: snRNA import into nucleus. Gene Ontology annotation, cellular component: nucleus; cytoplasm. The record is from RefSeq and is a predicted model, not a curated record. The transcript has 7 exons. The coding region runs from base 116 to 1420 and encodes 434 amino acids. Lineage: Eukaryota; Viridiplantae; Streptophyta; Magnoliopsida; Myrtales; Myrtaceae.
ACCCUUGCCGGGCUGGUUCAGGGUUCCACCGAUCCCCCCGAGUCUCCCUCUGCUACGGACAACGCCUGAGGAUUUUCAAAUCCACAAUCUCCUCGCAAGCGCGCAGGUUAAGCGAAUGGCACCGCCCGAUCACCGCCGUCCGUUCAAGCGGCCGACGAUCUCCGAUCAGCAGAGGCGGCGGGAACUCUCCCUCCUCCGUCAAGCCCAGAACCGCCUCGACGCCCAGCACCGCGCUCGCUGCUUAGCCUCCACCGUGCUCUCCCUCGAAGCCCCCGGACCCGAACCCGGACCCGAACCCGAACCCGUGCCCGUGCCCGAGCUCGAGCUCGCAUCCGAGUCGGAGUACCACCAUGUCGAAGAAGAAGAAGAAGGGGAAUCGAGGUCGCCGUCGAAGGAAUUCGACGUCCGUCAGGCGUCGAAGCUCCGAGGCGCGGAGGCUCGCAAGUGGUUCGCGAGGCAGCUGAUGCUUCCCGAGUGGAUGAUCGACGUCCCGGAUCGUCUUCCUCAAGACUGGUAUGUGUUUGCAAGACCUGCUGGUAAGCGGUGCUUUGUUGUUUCUUCCAAUGGGAUCACGGUUAGUCGGUUACGCAAUGGCUCCGUCUUGCACCGUUUCCCAUCCGCUCUACCUGGUGGGGCACGAACAAGAGAUGUUUCCGGGUCAGCUCAGUCAUACUCCAUACUGGAUUGCAUAUUUCAUGAGCUCGACCAAACGUACUAUGUAAUUGACAUGCUUUGCUGGCGAGGAUACUCUCUUUAUGACUGCACCGCAGAGUUCAGGUUCUUUUGGUCGAACUCCAAGCUCAUUGAGAGUGGAGCUUGUGAUCCACCCUCACAGAACCACCGAUACAGAUGUAGCCCGGUGCCCAUAUACAACUGUGACGAAAAUGGCCUACAUGCGGCAUAUACAGGAGCUGUAACUUACAUAAAGGAUGGGCUUCUGUUCUAUAACAAACAAGCACACUAUCAAACUGGUAACACACCCCUGGCAUUAGUUUGGAAGGAUGAGAAGUGUAGUCAGUACGUCAUUGAUACAGACAGUCAAGGAAAUGUCCCAAGAUUGCAACAGGUAGUUUUGGAGCUACAGGAUGAUUUGAAAUUAAUUACAUCAGAUGAUCCUCCUGUGGUAUUUGGAUGCUUGGAUAACGACCUAGUACAAAAGUCAGGCAUAUGCUCAGGAUAUCUCUUGAAGUUUGCUAUUAGUGAUGGAGGAUUGAGUUUUGCAGAUGGGAGGCUUGAUAGAGCUGAUCUUCAGUACCUUGGCAAGUCAAAUAGAGCACGUGCUUUCGCAGAUAGUUACUCUAAGGUCGUAUUUCAAUAUGCUGUCCGGCAUUCACCUCUAAGGAUAGAUGACUUGCUAUCUGCAAUCAGCUCAAGGGAUGAUCGAGAGAAUGAGCAUCCUGAUAUUGAAAUGAUAAAUUAAGGAUGCGUUUGUUUCAUAGAAAAUCUACUAUUUAGAAAACAUUUUCUAUAAACGAUCAUUUGUAUUGCAUACGACAAUGAAUUAAUGAAAAUGUUUAGGCAUUAAUUAUUAUCGAUA